Theileria annulata is the source of this 2322-nucleotide messenger RNA. RefSeq names its product RNA binding protein (nil per os homologue), putative. Bases 1 to 2322 code for a protein of 773 amino acids. NCBI's taxonomy places the organism in Eukaryota, Apicomplexa, Aconoidasida, Piroplasmida, Theileriidae. The record is from RefSeq and is a predicted model, not a curated record. The transcript has 6 exons. Gene Ontology annotation, molecular function: RNA binding.
AUGUCAACUUUAUGGCGUAAGAUACACGUACCAGGAAGAUUAAAUGUUUAUAAAUUCGAGAAGGUUUAUAGAGAAGGUCCAGCCACAGUCGUUAGAAAUUUAAAUAAAUUGCCAAGUCCGGACAAAAUUAGGAACUCAGUACAAAAAGUUACCUUCCUAGAGGUAAUGAAUAAAAUAACAUAUUCAGUAUAUUUAAUUUUAUUAUUUUUGUUGAUACCUUUCAAGGAGUCCCAGUUGAUAAAGAAAUUUGGAAAAACUGGAACAUUAAAAAUGAACAAAGACCCAAAAUUACAAAAGAAGAACGUUCUGGAAAAGGUAAAAACUUCUUCUAAAAAACAUAAAACUAAACAAAAUAAGAAUAAACCAGCGCAAAAGAAAGUUAAUGAAAGCAGGAAUGUCAAUGUCGUGACCACUAAUUCCCUAUCAAACCAUAUUAAAAGGGUAAAAGAAAACGAUGAAAAAGGCACAAAGAACCCUAAUGUUGUAAAGCUGAAGUUUAAGAACUUUUCUGGUACAUUAAAUGAUUUCAAAACGCUGUUGGAUUCCAACGUCAAGAACCUAGGCGCCUACAAAAGUGUUAAUUACAAGCAGAAUAAAAUCGUAGUCUCAUUUGAUGAUAACCAGUCACUGGAUCGCUAUUUGUCAUUUUAUAACAAAUUUAUAUAUAAUGAUGAGGCGUUAAAGGUGUCAGUGCUGGAUUACUUUUCAACAGUGAAGUCAGAUUAUAAAGUCUUGAAUCUGUACGGAGUGCCCAACGAAUACAGCUUAGAGUCAGUACAAAAGGGAAUUAAAAGAAGAAUUGAAGUCGAAUUCAAAAUUAAAACCGAAGAUGAUCACUACAAACUUACAUUCAAAAAUGUUCCAGAUUGCGUGAAGGCUAAUUCAAUUCUAAACAACGCCAGAAUCCCACUAGUUAAAGAUAAGAAGGAGAGUUUGGUUAAAGUUAACACGGCAAUGGAGCUGUUCGGUAAGGCGACAAGAAAUAGUUCACGGGUUUUCGUCAGGAACAUCCCAUUUAAAACCACAUACGAAGAGUUGGCGAGUUUUUUCAAGGAAUAUGAUAAAGGAGCCAAGGUCCACAUUCCCUCAAAAUCAAAGGGCUACGCCUUCGUUAACUUCUCUUCAUUGGAAAAGUCGAAGAAAUUGAUCAACGAAUUGAACGGGAAAAUGUUUAAAAAGAGGAAGAUUCAACUUUCGCUAUCACUACCCAAACAACUUUACUUAUCCAAGUCCACACCUGAAAACACUGCGGAAACAAAUACUAAUACUGAUACUGAUGACACUAAUGUAACUAAUCCAGUUGAUACCAGUGCAGAUGAAGAGGUCAUUGAAGAACCCGAACCUGAAAAGGACGAAAUUAGAAACACAAUAUUUGUGAGGAACCUGGACUACGAGUGUACGGAAAAGGAACUUUUCGAGUAUUUCUCAAAGUUUGCUGAAGUAGAAUCCUGCAAUAUCUGCCUCAAUGAAGAUAAGUCCAGUAAAGGAACAGCAUUCGUCAAGUUUAAAAACAGAGAUCAACUCAAACAAUUGGUUGAAAAUGAAAAACUAUCGAACAUGAGAGAUAAAGAAUUAAAUAAUAAAAAGCCAGUACUGGGUCUGGGUUAUACUCUUAGAGGAAGAAGGUUGAAGCUGGACCUAGCACUGCCAAAGGAAGAAGCAAAAAUUCUUAAGGAAAAGAAAGCCGAAGAAGAUAGCAAUCGACUUAAAGAACAAAAAAAUCUACACCUGCUAAUGGUUGGAGUAAUUAAAGAAGAUUCACCACAAUUCAGCCAACUGUCAGAUGAUCAGAAAGAAACAAUUAAGCAGACAGUGGCCAGUAAGAUGGAGAAGAUUAAGCUAAAAAACACAUUCGUUAACCCCAAAAUGGUAAAUAGUGUAAUAGGAAUAUGUAUAAAGAACCUGCCAUCGAACGUAAAGAGUAACGACCUUAGAGCAGUGAUAUAUAAUCACCUAAAGACUAGUUUGAGCGAGAGUGAGUAUUUGAACUUGAAGAAGCUUAAGAACAGAGGGAUAGUGGAGCUAACACUCCUAAAGGGUGACUCUUACACAAAGGAUGACCAGGGAGUUAAGGUGAAGAAGAAGAAGCCAUUCGCAUUUGUGCAGUUGGUUGACCACAAUAUCGCAAUGAAGACUCUCGAGUUCUUCUCAAAUAACAAAACUCUGUACCCUCCAAAAACACUCCAGUGCGAAUUCACAAUAGACACUGUAAAGCAAGCCAGAAAGCAAAAGCCCAAGAACACUCAAAAAAGUAAAAAUAAAACCUACUCAAGAGGCAAGAGACAAAGAGAAAAGAGGAGAUUAAUGAAACUAAAAACUUAA